GUUAUUCAGAUAAAUUUUGAAGAAUUUGAUCUAGAGAUUGGCUAUGACACGCUGACAAUUGGUGAUGGAGGAGAAGUGGGUGAUCCUAAAACUGUGCUUCAAGUGUUAACUGGGAGCUUUGUACCAGACUUAAUUGUGAGCAUGAGCAAUCAGAUGUGGUUGCACCUUCAAACAGAUGAAAGCGUGGGCUCAAUCGGUUUCAAGGUUAACUACAAAGAAAUUGAAAAAGAAAGCUGUGGGGAUCCUGGAACACCACUGUAUGGUAUCAGAGAAGGGGAUGGAUUUUCGAACCGUGAUGUAUUAAGGUUUGAGUGUCAGUUUGGAUUUGAAUUAAUUGGAGAGAAAUCUAUCAUUUGCCAAGAAAACAACCAGUGGUCUGCAAACAUACCAAUCUGCAUUUUUCCUUGCCUUUCCAAUUUCACUGCACCAAUGGGAACAGUUCUUUCACCUGAUUAUCCAGAGGGAUAUGGGAAUAACUUAAACUGUAUCUGGACAAUAAUUUCAGAUCCUGGGAGUCGAAUCCAUCUCUCUUUUAAUGACUUUGACUUGGAAUCUCAGUUUGACUUCCUUGCAGUUAAAGACGGUGACUCUCCAGAUUCCCCUAUAAUAGGAACAUUUACUGGUGCUGAAGUUCCUUCCCAUCUUACUAGUAACAGUCAUAUUUUGCGUCUGGAAUUUCAAGCUGACCAUUCAAUGUCAGGACGUGGAUUUAACAUCACUUAUAACAGCGGGCGCCUGCCGGCGCCGGGCCGGCGCCACCGGCUGGAGAUGGCCGUGGCAGCAGCAGCGCGGUUUGGAGAACUCGGAAGCGCCCCGCUCCCGGGGUGCCCGCUGGGCAGAGUGCCUCCGGAGAAGACUAAGAUCUGA
Messenger RNA from Tauraco erythrolophus (red-crested turaco), 867 nucleotides. NCBI's taxonomy places the organism in Eukaryota, Metazoa, Chordata, Aves, Musophagiformes, Musophagidae. The record is from RefSeq and is a predicted model, not a curated record.